UUAUUUUCUUUUUCCAAGAAUAAUAUAAUUAUAUUAUAUUACAUUAUAUGUUUUACGUGAUAUUGUUUGUUGAUUUAUAUAUAUGUAUACAGUGAUACUAUAAUUAUAAUAAUUUGUGCGCGCUGUUUUUAAAAUAAUAAAAAAACUACUGAUGCGUAGCAAAGAGAUCGACUUGAAGUUGAUUCACAGUCAAUAAAUAAUCAAUUUUUGCAACAAUAUCUAUUUUUAAGUGGAACGAAAUAGAAGGCGAUCGUAUAAUUUCGAUAUUAAAAGAACAUUAAAAAGAUGCAAGAAGCUUCCGAAAAUGCUCGCACAAAUACGCAGAAUGUCAAGUUCAUCGAUAUGUUGAUCGGACAAUGGAUGAAACGAACGGGAAACGAUAUUCCGCAUCAGACGGAAGAGGCGACCGAAAGUUUAAGCGCGCAGGGAAACACGCAACAUGCUCUGCAGAAACGGGAACGCAUUAUUCAAGAUCUAAAGCGAAGACUGAAAGAAAGCCAGGAAGCGGCAGCUUUUUUGUCCACCUCCUUGGAAACGGAAACGCGCAACAAGGAGGAGAUUCGGAUGAAACUAAACGCCACUUGGGAAUCCAUCGAGACUAUCACGGAAUAUUUCAACUACAUCAGUGAGAGCCUCACCAGCUUUCAACAGCACCGCGUUAAUUUAUCCGCUUUAUUCGACAACAUAAUUCUGAAGCAGCAAGAAACUAUUCAGAAAUUGCAAUUGAGCAACAUAAAAUCAAAAGAUAUGGAGGAUCAUGUUACGCAAUUAAAAAAUACAUUAUUGUUGCGGGAAGGAAGACUACAAGAGGCGAUGAUGGAGCAGAAUAAAUUGUGCAAACAACUGGAGAGUUCCGAGUAUGAACUACAGUUGCAGAAGAACGAAUUGAAUACAUACGCAAAGGAAAAGCUGAUACUCGUCAAAGAACAACAACGCUUGAUGUUAGAAAAUGAAAAUUUAAAAUCGCGAUUACAAACGAUUGAGAAAGAAAAAUGUGACAUCGCGAAAUCAGCUGCACAUCUGGAAAAUAAAUUGCUACUUCAAGAAGAAAAGAUGCAAGAUGUACUGACAGAGCAAAAUAAAUUGCAAAAACAAGUAGAAAAAACCGAGAGUGAAUUCCAUUUGCAGAAAAGUAACUUGGCAAGCGCAAAUGCUGAAGAAAAGAAAAUACUUGUUGAAGAGCAACAGCGAUUGCUAUCGGAAUUUGAAAAUUUACAAUCCCAAAUGAACAUGCUUGAGCAAGACAAGAGUAAUAUUAUAAAAAUGGUCGCACAAAAAGAUGCACUUCUCUCAAAACUACAGAAUGAAAUUCUUACUUAUAAAAAUGAAAUAGAAGUGAUGUGGACGAAUAAUAACGAGGCAAAUACUAAAUAUGAAACAUUAACAGAGAAGCAAAAUAUGUGGGACAAGGAAUCGCGUACGAAAACAGAAAGGAUUCAGAAUUUAGAGGCAACAGUGAACGCAAUAAAACAAAGAGAGAGCAAACUCAUUAAUGAUGUAAAUAGAAUGGAGAAGAAAUUAACUAAUGAAGUGAAUUAUUCCAAGGAUCUCGAAAAUAAACUUUCGAAAGCGCAAAAAAAUUUGCAGUUUGAACAGGAGAAAAAUAAUGAGAUGCAAAAAACUUUAGAAAUGACUAAGAGCAAUAGCGAACUUACCAACAUCAAACUUCAGCGAGAACUGAAGGUUCUUCAAAGGGAGAAGGAAGAUAUUAUAAAGCGAGAUAAUACGAAGAUUAAGAACACGGAGGUUUUAUACGAAAACACAAGAGCCAUGCAUGCCGAAGAAAUGUCGGCCUUGAAGAGCGAUUACGAAACACAAUUAUUGGAGUUGAAAAAAACUACAGAUUCCUUGAGCGAUAUGAUUAAUAACGUCAAAAGAAAAGAGAAUACCGCGGUGAACAAAUCCUCCAUAAAAAUAAGCAACUUGAAAUACGAUUAUAAAUUGACUACGAAGCGUAAUGAGGAUUUUCAGGAGAAGUUAAAAGAAGCCACGGAAGCAUUACAGAUGAAAUCGCCAGAUUCGAUCGAGGAUCGAAGAUUUAACAAUGAAUUUAGCAAGUCUCAGCCUAACAUUUUCACAUUUGCGGAUAACAGCGACGAUGAGAAAGAUGAACCACCAAUCCAUACAUAUUCAAUGAGUUCAAGGGAAAAGCGGAAGGAGGUAAAGGAGCAAGAAGCAAAAGUUAUGUCAGCUGGAAGGAAGUUCUUCAAAUCGCGUACCGGUCAACCGCGUACUUAUACCAAACGACGAUAUUAAUAAGAUUUACAAAGAAAUCAAUUUAAUUCGAACCAUUUAUUCGAACGUGGAACACAUCUGGAUGAACACCAGAUUCUUUUUCAUUUAUUAUUUAUUAUGUAGUGUUAUUUAUUCUCGUUUUUGUUUAAAGUUAAUUGUGAGAAUAAUGAAAUACAUAUAUAAAAAUAUAUAUGUAUAAUUCAUCGGCAAGUUGAGUUAGAGAUUAAUAUAGACUGAAAUUCGGUGUAAAAUUGAUAUUGGAUGAGUAAGUAGCCACAUUUGGGGUAACAUCGAUAUGGAGGGGAAAUCAUCAUCGUGCUCUCGAAAAAACGCCCACGUAUCUUCGACACAAGGGAGACGAGAUUGUAGCCAUGGUUGGAAGCGCACAGAAUUUAAUUUUAAACAUGACUCAUUGGACCGCCAUCCAGCCAAUAAAUGAUCCUCUAUGAAUCGACUCAAAUUACGCAACGUAAUAAAAUUACGCGUAUCUCGUCAUCGCCGGUGAAAGAUUUUGUCAUUUUCUUUUUGUUAUAGAUA
This is a messenger RNA of Formica exsecta, 2772 nucleotides long. Its product is annotated as autophagy-related protein 23-like. The transcript is spliced from 14 exons. NCBI's taxonomy places the organism in Eukaryota, Metazoa, Arthropoda, Insecta, Hymenoptera, Formicidae. Bases 286 to 2256 code for a protein of 656 amino acids. The record is from RefSeq and is a predicted model, not a curated record.